CAUCACUAUACCCUUUGCUCCAUUUGGCUCUUCCCUCUGCGCAGUCUUUAGGAGCCCCAGCACCACUAGACCCACAGCUACAACUUCCCUCGUCGAUGACUACUUCCUUACCCCUAUGUUUCUUUCUAUUUAGAAAGUGAUGGCUUGCUCACUAUCGUUUCUUGAUAUAUUAUAUUCAAGGGACUAGCAUGUAUUCUGUAGCUCUUUUUGGUCAAAGAGUUAUUCAAAGAUUCUCAUAUUUUAGCAGCUUUCCACGGUUUAUAUGUAAUCAACAAUCUGACGCUGAUGGCACUGGAAAUGGGUUUGGAAGAAUCGAAGAUUACUUGAAUGAGAGCUGGAAGAGUAUGAACUUCGAUAAUAAUAUGAAAGAUAAGACUGAGGAGUCAGUUGACUUUAUUGGAAUCAACGGCUGCUAUGAAAGCCAUUUCCGUCAAAAAUUUUCAAGUCGGCACAGCUUUAUUGAGAAAGUGAGAAAUGAGGCUAGUAUGAUUCUUGAAAUUCUUCAACAAGAUGGUCCAGGAUUUGAUGCAAAAGAAGCUUUAGAUAGUUCACAUAUUGCAGUUUCAAGCCUGCUUGUGAGAGAAGUUCUUCUAGGUAUCUUGAGAACAAUAAAUUAUGCGACUAAAAAUAGGUGUGCAAAGCUGGGUUACAAGUUUUUUGUAUGGUCCGGUCAACAAGAAAAUUACCAGCAUACGGCAAAUUCAUACCAUCUGAUAAUGAAGAUAUUUGCAGAGUCUGAGGAAUUCAAGGCUAUGUGGAGAUUAGUAGAUGAGAUGAUUGAGAAAGGAUACCCUACAACUGCUAGGACAUUUAAUUUGUUGAUAUGUACUUGCGGAGAGGCAGGUUUGGCUAGAAAAGUAGUAGAGAGGUUUAUAAAGUCAAAGACAUUCAAUUAUAGACCAUUCAGGCAUUCAUUUAAUGCAAUCUUACAUUCCCUUCUGGGUGUACAUCAGUACAGGUUAAUUGAGUGGGUGUAUCAGCAAAUGUUGGUGGAAGGUCAUCUUCCUGAUAUUUUAACUUAUAACAUACUGCUAUGCUCGAAAUAUAGGCUGGGAAAGCUGGAUCAGUUUCAUAGAUUAUUAGAUGAAAUGGGUCGGAGUGGAUUUUCACCCGAUUUUCAUACAUUUAACAUUCUGCUUCAUGUUCUUGGUAAAGGAGACAAACCGCUAGCAGCAGUCAACCUUCUAAACCACAUGAAAGAAGUUGGUUGUGAACCAAACAUUCUCCAUUUUACUACUUUGAUCGAUGGGCUAAGUCGGGCGGGUAAUUUGGAUGCAUGCAAAUACUUCUUUGAUGAGCUGAUUAGGCAGGGCUGUGUGCCUGAUGUUGUGUGUUACACUGUUAUGAUAACAGGAUAUGUUGUGGCUGGGGAACUUGAUAAAGCUCAGGAAUUAUUUACUGACAUGAUCGCCAAUGGGCAGUUGCCAAACGUGUUUACUUACAAUGCCAUGAUUCGUGGGCUCUGUAUGGCUGAGAAAUUUGACGAGGCAUGCAUGGUGGUGAAAGAAAUGGAAUCGAGGGGUUGUAAUCCAAAUUUUAUGGUGUAUAGUACUUUAGUCAGUUACUUGAAAAAUGCUGGAAAGCUGUCCAAAGCUCAUGAAGUAAUAAGACAUAUGGUGGAUAAAGGGCAGUAUAUCCAUCUCGUUCCAAAGUUCAAAAGAUAUAGAAGAUGUUAAAGAGGUAAUAUUGCCGCUGUUGGUGCGCUUGCAAUUUGACUGGUGUCACGAGUUCACAGGUCCAUCUCUCUACCAUCGGCUGCAAAAAGCAGCGAUCAAAGGAAAAGGCAACAUGGCACGGACAUUAUUGCAACAUACGUCUUUGAGGACAUGAUUCUAGUUGAGUGGUAGCGUUUCUUGCGUGCUUGGUGCUGAAUUGAAGUUUCUUGCUCGUAGAACCCGUUGAUGGUUCUUUGGAUGAGACAUGGCAAGGAAUAAGAAGGGUUGAAGAUAACCUGCAAGCAUUGUUCAAUAAGGACUCACUGGAUAAGCAGCUGAUUUUGACAUAAAGCAAAGAGAGCGAAGCCACGAGCAGUUAGACAUAGCUCACUCUUUACCCUAAAUCCCAUGGAUUCCAGCUUGCAAGCAGCCGCUUCUGAACAUCAAGAGCAUCUAUACUCCUGCUUAUUCCAUACACUAGAUGAAGUGGGAAGUGCUCUAGAUAAGAGAAAAAAUAAUCACUUAACCAUGAGAGACCAGUGUUCAAAUUCCAGCUGUGACAAAAAACCGCUACGUGACUUCUCCUCAUCUGUCUAAGCCUUGGAGGGCAGCGUUAUUCGGUACCUCUGCUGGCGGGAGGUAGCUGGUGGAAUACUCCAGCUGUCAAGAUGCACAAGCUGGCCUGAACACCAUCAUUAUCAAGACAAAAGGUAAAAAAGAAAA
This is a messenger RNA of Lycium ferocissimum, 2378 nucleotides long. RefSeq names its product pentatricopeptide repeat-containing protein At3g60050-like. The record is from RefSeq and is a predicted model, not a curated record. Gene Ontology annotation, molecular function: protein binding. The transcript is spliced from 6 exons. The coding region runs from base 189 to 1676 and encodes 495 amino acids. NCBI's taxonomy places the organism in Eukaryota, Viridiplantae, Streptophyta, Magnoliopsida, Solanales, Solanaceae.